AUGGAUUGGAUAAAUUGCUUGGAUAAUUUAGGCUUUAACCAAGUCAAGGUGCUUGCGAAAAGUCCUAAGUUUGCUAAGGAAGGAAAGCACCUGCAAUUUGCAGCCGACAUGAACAAAACUUUUCCUUUUUACAAGGUGAAUGCUAGUUAUCAUGUUGAGAUAGCAUUUUUAAGUGCAAAGUUUAUGCCAAUAAGCUUAAUCAUAAGUGCAGAAGAAGCCGAUGCGGAUGAGAUCAUUGAGAUGGCAAGUAAAGCCACUCUUGAAGAGCAACAGAGGCAAAUUCAAGAAAAUAUUCACGAACAAAUGAGUACUUUCUGCACGUAUAUGAAUGACAGUCUUCGUCCUGAUCCAAAGAUAGCGAACGCUACUAACUCGUCAUCAGAAGCAAAAACUGCCCCUCGGCGUAGUGGCCUAGGUGUUGCUGUUGGCAGGACCACACCGGUGGAUCAUAAUCCCGGAUUUUGUCAUGUAAACCUCCCAAAUUUGAUGAUUGCGGUACUCAGGCAUGGCUGUGCCAGAAACGAAGAUGAUCAAGCAUUGCGAGGUUUCAAGCCAUCUCAAAUUCAACACAAGGAUGCUGGCCACGGCUUGUUUCUGGAUGGCGAAGCCAUAAUAGAUAUUUACCCUGGCAACACAUACUCACCGGCAUAUUACCAAUACAUUCCCGGAUACCACAGAGUUGAUCUAGAGAACCCUUAUUUGAUAUGGAACAGUGAUAAAUGCACAGCCCCGGGUGCCGGUGGUGAAGCUCGCGAAAUAUGGGAUGGAUCAAGUUCUGAUCGGAUGUGGAAGCUGCUUAGUAAACCAUUAGAUGGCUCAAAAGUUGGGGGUGGUAAUCGCUCUCUUCAUUUCGACAACCAUCCAUCGAAGGAUUUUCUCCCUAAUGUAAUGGUGUGCCCCUAUGACUUCCCUCUAACUCUGCAGAAUAUGAGAAGCUACAUACUAGAAGAGGAGCUAAGCUUGGCUAGUUGAUUUUGAUCUCUGAUCUGAUGUAGUAAUUAACCGAAUUACCAUUGAAACUACUCUAUGCAAAGAUCAAGAUAAAUUAUAGUGGUGGAAAUUACCAAAAA
Messenger RNA from Salvia splendens (bonfire salvia), 1070 nucleotides. RefSeq lists its product as uncharacterized. Bases 1 to 972 code for a protein of 323 amino acids. Lineage: Eukaryota; Viridiplantae; Streptophyta; Magnoliopsida; Lamiales; Lamiaceae. The record is from RefSeq and is a predicted model, not a curated record. The transcript has 5 exons.